This is a messenger RNA of Caenorhabditis elegans, 2365 nucleotides long. It is a transcript of the gene meg-1, whose product is annotated as Protein meg-1. NCBI's taxonomy places the organism in Eukaryota, Metazoa, Nematoda, Chromadorea, Rhabditida, Rhabditidae. The coding region runs from base 22 to 1932 and encodes 636 amino acids. The transcript is spliced from 6 exons. The record is from RefSeq and is marked reviewed.
AGAUUGAUUUCUUGAGCGGCGAUGGAUAAUCGUGGUCAUUUUUCUUCAAAUGGGAAUUUCCCACCGCAAGGAUAUCACCGACGUGAGCAGUCCCAAGAAGGAAUGAGAAUCGGGAAUCAUCACGGACCGUUUUCUUCGGGCAACAUGCGUAGUAUUGGAGGCUCAGCUCAAAACCAGCAGCAACGUCAUUGGACAAACAUGCUCAAUGGCUCAAAUAAUGUUGAGAAUUCUUGGGUGUGCUUCUCUGGAAACACGUCUCUUGCCGAUGAUCCAAAUGUUCUCUCCAAUUUCUCUGCGUUGGCACAACAAAGAGUUAACCAUUUUGAUACAAUUGUGCAGGAAAGGGACAAUAGGAAUGCGAGUUUCCUGAAUGGUUCAGCAGUUGGAAAUAACCUGAACACUUCGUUUAGCGUUUUUGGCAACUUGCGAGGAGGAGACCAAGAUCAUCGAGUUCUUUCCGAUCACACUGGAAUUUACACUGGUUUGGGAUCCACUGGACAAAACGCUGUUGGAACCGGGAUAAGACUGGCCGCUGAUGUCGCGAACGGCAAUUUCUUGGAGCAGAGAGCACCUACUGCCAUGGGACACAACCAAAGCUAUUCUGCACUGAACCAGUCAUUAGCACCAACACUCCUUGACCAAUACAAUCAGGCACUCCUCGACCAAUACAAUCAGUCUUCACAAAUGGCUCAAGGACGAGGAUAUCCGGCUCCAAAUAUAGCUUACGGUCUUCAAAAUGCCGGUUUUCCAGCUCCACAAAUAGCUCAUCGGCCGAAUACUCAAAAUGCAGAUCCUCAAGCGAUGAAUAUGAAUAACCGUUUAAGAGAUCAUACCUUCCAGAUGCCACAUACAAACGCUCAAGUUCCAAUGAGUUCUCUGCCAGGUCUAUUUAAUUUAUCCAUGAAUCACGGCUCCGGGAAUCAACAGUUCCAAAUGAAUCAAAGCUCAUCAGGCCCUGCACCUCAGUUGCCUAAUCUGUCGGAAAGCUUCCAGAUGGCGCAAGGGAGCUCUCAAGUUACAAUGAGUUCCAGACCAGCUCACUCCAACACUUCUAUGAAUCACAGCUCGAGGAACCAAUACAACCACGUGGAUCAACGCCCAUCACGCCCUGCACCCCAUUUGCCAACUCUGACAAAGGAAGAGGAAGCUUUCUUGGAGACUCCAGAUUUUGAACAAUUUGGAAGACAAUUGUACAACUACUUGCUUCCGGGAAUCCUUCCAAAUGGUGCUGCAGACACUUUCAGUGACGCUCCCAAGCAUCAGUUGCUGAAGCUGGCAAAAACACUGAAGCCGAUGCUCUACGACUACUGGCGGAAGACGAUGCAAAUGCAGAAUCGUGGAGCCAACAUCAACAUUAUUCAGUGGAUUAUUGAUUUCAACGCCAAGUUUGCUGCUCUCAACAGUUCAGUUGCCAAAGCCUCAAACUCAUCGGAUGUUCUCAAUCAAACUCUUCCAACUGCGGCUGAGGUUUCGGAUGUUGCCAGAGAGGAUGCUUCGACUUCACAGCCAUCCAAAAGCCGAUCCAUGUACAUUCGUCCCGCUGCCAGUCUUGAUAAUACCUUGGAGACACUUGAUGAGAAUUUGGAUUCUUCACAAAGUCAUGCCGGGCCAGUUCCAGCAGCUUCAACUAAGCCCAAAACACCAUCCUUUGAGAAGAUGAUUAGAUACAGUGGCAUCAAAAAGCGAAGCACAAUGGACAUGGAUAAUUUUGUUCGUAUGCUUGAUGAAAAGAUCAACUUUUCGCCUGAGCCAAGCACUUCAAGUGAUAUUGCCAGCUCUGUGAAAGGCUACAUGUCUCAAUCCUUCCUCCACCAACAAGAUGACGAAGCUCCUGAUUGCACCAAGAAUGUUCAUUCUGAAAGUGAUUUGAAACAAGCUGAGCCACAAGAAUCGGACAAGCAAAGUGACAAGGAAUUGCCAAGCAAUGAAUGAGACGUUGGACAAUUGGUUCGCCUACAAGAACACACUUACUGUGCUGCCAUUUUGUACCAUAACAAUUCUAUUUUUACCAUACUAACCAAUUUCACAAUUACAAAUUAUAUUUUCCUGUGAUUUUCAUCAACCAUCAACCCAUCUUGUGCUGUAUUUGUAUCUCAUAGUAGAAACCUCCCAGCAACUAAUUUUGACUUUUGGCUCGCCUGCCAACAUCAAUCUUAUUACCCAAUUUUGUACCAUAACACUCUCUAUUUCUACCACACUAACCAAUUUCACGAUUAGAAAUUCUUUUUCCUGUGAUUUUCUUCAACCAUCUUGUAUUGUACUUGUAUCUCAUAGUGCUCAGUUUCAGUCUUACCGGUUUUCCAGUCACUGUCCAGUACAAUUUCACCGACUAUUGUUGUUUAUUUCGAUAAAAAUAUUUUGUUCU